CUACAUAACCUUGAAAUCAUAAUAAUAACAAAAGCGUCGCGACUGAGAUUUGUUAUCAAAUAUUGUGGGUGCUUCAACUCUCGUUUCAGAAAACGCGUUGUUCUGUUGUGAUGUGGAAUACGUGAUUUUGUCUGUAAUUUCUCCAGGAUGGGCGACAUAAGAGCCGGUCUCGAGGAAUUAAAGCUUGACGGGGCCCUAUUCGCCGAUGUUAAAUACUACGUCAGCGGCGAAGGUGAUCCUAAGAUUUUAAAUUUACUACAAGAGGGAGGUGCUGAAAGAUCAAAUUAUUUUAGUGAUUUUGUUACGCACUUAAUAGCUGGUUAUGAUGCACUGGAAAAUGAUAUAUCUGCUGCAAAGGAUAUCUAUGAAAUUCCAGCAGUUACGCAGAAUUGGAUUUUAUAUUCUGUCAAAUGCAAUAAACUCUUACCGCCUCAGUACUUCUCUCCUGAAGAUACGCAGUUAUUUUCAAAUAUACGAGCAUGUGUGUCUCAGAUAAGCCGCGCAGAUAGUAAAAGUCUAUGGGCAAUGAUCACACUUCAAGGUGGUAAAUGUCAAUUACGCUUAGAUCGGUAUUGUACUCACUUAAUUACUGGAAAGGCUGCUGGAUUGAAGUAUGAAACUGCAAUGAGGCAUCCUAUUCAAAUUGUAACUCCAGAUUGGGUAACAGAAUGUUGUAAAAAAGGAACUAUCAUAAGUGAAGUGGAAUAUCAUCCAAGACUUUUAAUAUACCCAAAUAGUUCUACGGCCAUGAUUACUGGCUUUAUGGAUGAAGAUACUGAAAAUAAUACGGCACAAGAAGAACAAGAGAGAACUAAAGCUAUGUUAGAGCAAUUGAAACAACGGAUGCCUUGGAAUCAACCAAGUCCACCAGUAUCUUCCAAUAAUUCUCAUAACAUAAAUACAGCUACAGCAACUGUAACAACAAUCCCAUAUACAACAAAUGGACAAAAUAAUGUUAAUCCACAGCAACAUCUUCCACGACCAAUUCCAACAACAAGUUUAUCUAAUGCUUCCACAAUUGCGUCUUCUGUCUCUGAUCAAAAUGUUACACAAACUACUUGGUUGCCACAAACUUCUCAACAAAAUAAUGUAACUCAAAUGAAAUCAGUACCACCACAAAUACAACAACCUGAAUUAUCACCACAACAACACCAACAACAGCAAAUGAAUAUGCAACAUACAUUACUACAACAGCAACAACAAUUAAAUCAACAACAACUUACACAUCAACAAUUACAGCAACAGCAAUAUACACAACAACAGCUUUUGAACCAACAGCAAUCUCCACAAUUAACAACUCAACAACAGCAACAAUUGAUAGGAACACAGCAGCAAUCACUUACACAGCAACCAUUGAUGUCGCAACAACAACAACAACAACAAAUCAAUUCUCAACUACCUCAGCAUCAAAUGUCAUCAUCUCAAUUAUUAACACAACAAAAACAAUUAAGCCAACAUCAAAUUCUUUCGCAACAACAUUUAUCCCAGCAGCAACAACUUACUCCUCAACAGCAAUUAGUUCAACAACAACAAGUGCAACUAACACCCCAGCAGCAGCAACAAAUAGUUUUACAACAACAGAUUCCUACUCAACAACAACAAAUUGGAACACAACAGCAUCAAUUGAACCAGCAACAAGCUCCACCACAACAACUUACAUCUGAACAACGUCAACUUAUAUUAUUACAACAACAACAACAACAGCAAAAGAUUCAACAAAUUUCUCAACAGCUGCAACAGUCUGCACCUCAAAGUUCACAACAAUUUGUUAUAAGAGAUGGUCAAUUGCAACAACAACCUCAGAAUCAACAAUUAAUGGGUCCUAAUCAACAAGGUUUUAUUGUACAAAGAGAUUCGCAGUGGCAACAACAACAGUAUCAUUUACAACUGCAGAGACAGCAACAACAGCAAAUUGGCCCACAGAGACCAAGUGGACAAUGGAGUCAACAACCACCACAACCACCAAGACAAUUAAUUCAAUUGGAUGCCCAAACUCAUCAACAGUUGCAACAAAUGGACCCACAGCAAAGGGCACAAUUUAUCCAAAAAAUUCAGAAACAAAGAAAUUUAUUACUACAGAGGCAAAUGCAAAAUCGUCAAGCGCAACAAGGCGCGCAUAUCGCCGUCAUAAGAAGUCCAGGAAAGCCGGUUCAACCUGGUGGUUUACAGUGGAUCCAGCAACAGCGUCCUCAGAUGAUAGGUCCUCAAAUUGCACAAACACCUGGUCAAAAACCAGUGCAUUCUGGAGUUCAACCACCAGCUUUAACACCAAUUAAUUCUUCCAACCAAGUGAUCGUGCAAGCCAGUCAAAAUCAGCAGCAACAACAACAGAGCGCGCAGCAAGAGCCUCCUUUAACCUCGUUGUCGAACAAUACCCAAUUACCACCAGAUCAACAAUUAGUCGUUAACGCAAAGACAAAAACCGCCCUGGCAAACAUGUUGACAAGUAGAUUACAAGGUAGUGCUACUGAGGGUAGUGCAGCUGGUCAAUUGAGAUUGAUGACCGCGCAACAUAGACCACCACCACCACCAUCUCAAGAUCCACAACUGUUAGCGGCAUAUCAGCGAAGAACUGUUGGAAACAUCACAAACGGGGCGCCUCCCGGUGCACCAAUAAAGAUGCAAUAUGCUCCAGUGGUGCCCCAGGCAAAAGCUCAGUUUUAUGGUCACAAUCCAAAUCUAAAACUACCACCAGAUCUAUUUUUGCUAGGUUGUAUCUUUGUUAUUGUCGAAUACGACGUGCAACGUCCGAACGAUGUUUCCAUAUGGAAACAAGUAAUCGAGAGACACGGUGGAGAAGUAGAACCACAAUAUUGUACUCGUGCCACUCACAUACUUGCGAUCACGCAGAAACAUCCAACGGUGGUGCAGGCUUUACGUGAAGGAAAACGUUGUGUCAGUGCUCACUGGUUAUCGGAUGUAGUCAGUAAACAGCAGGUAGUACCACCUUGGCACGCACUGCAUUUUCCAACACCAUUCAGUUUGACAGAGCUUCCAUGUGCAAAACAAAUUGUAUCGUUAUCUGGAUUUGAAGGAGAAGAACGAGCGAAGGUGAAGUAUAUGUUGGAAGCAUUAGGAGCUAAAGUUACCAAUUACUUCACCAGGCACAACACUCUUCUCGUUUGCAGAAGACCGGACGGUCAAAAAUAUAAGAAAGCUCGAGAAUGGCAAACUGGAGUGGUAAAUGCUCAAUGGUUGACGGACUUGUUGUGUGGACAAAUGAACGCGCUCCAUCAAACCGAAAAUCCAAAAUAUCAGCAGUAUAGCCUGAGCAAUCCCUUUAGAUUGGAUUAUUCGCUAGUGCCUCACUUAAUGGCUGCAUGGAAGAUGCCAAUAAACAUUACUCAGGAAUCAUACGAUAAAGUGAAGCAGGUUGGUCAGGGACCAAAUUCGAUAAGAAAGUAUAAGAAGCCGCGAUUAGAUGGCCCGUUAUUGAAUAAAGAUCCACAUUUGUUGGGCUUAGAUGAACCAAUAGUUGUUAGUAAUCCAGAUCCUCCGCCUCCGGAUAAACAACCGAGAAUAUUGUUCUCUGGUAUUAACCCUAGGAAGCACGCAAAGAGAAUCCGGGAAUUAGGUGGUGCAUUGGCAGCCAGUUGGCGAGACGCGACUCAUCUUGUGAUGACGGCACCAAGGAGGACUGUAAAAUUGUUAUGUUGCUUGUCACGUUGUAAAUAUAUUGUCACGUUGCAGUGGUUACUUGAUUGUUCUGCGAGGAAUACAUUUUUAGAUGAAAGUGGAUAUAUGCUUGGAGAUCCAGAAUUCGAGAAAAAUUUUAAUUGUAAUAUUGAGAAGGCACUGGCAAGCCCCAAUAGAGGAACAGUACUUAAGGGUAAAAUAUUUUAUGUUACACCAAGCGUAAUACCAUCGCCACCAGCAAUUGCAGAAAUAAUUGAAAGCGCGGGUGGAACAAUGGAAAAAACACGAAGAUCUAUUGCACAGAUUCAAGAAAUGAAUAGUAAUAAAUUAACUUAUAUCAUCAUCACUCAUGAAAACGAUCUACAUCUUCUUUCUGACAUUUUACGUGUAAAUAUCAGUGUGUUCAGUGCAGAAAUCGUACUAGGAGCAGUUGCACGACAAUACUUCCAAAGUGAACAAAUCUAAAUACAGUGCAAUUUCUAACGCGCUGCAUUCUAAUUCUUAAUACGGGCUUGCUACAUCCUAGUAAGCUAUUUUGGAGAUGAAAAUUUUUGCUUACCUUCUUCAAUGGGACAAUAAAGAACAUAAUUUUAUGAUAAAGGAGGAACUAUUUUCACUGAAAACAUUCCAAAACCUCUCCUUUCAUGCUUCGUUUUUAAAAAAUAGCAUAUUUUACGUAACAUAUCGAUAUAAAUUAUUUGAUAGUCCUGUUUUUUGAAGUAAGGAUAUAUUGUUCAUUUGUAAUUAGGAAGUAUUGUUUUAAUUAGCAUUUUGUAGUUAUUUUUUCUAGGACAGUCAUUGUCUCUCUUUACACGAAUAUAUUUCUCAUGUUUUGUCGUAUAUACAGUAUAUACAUAUCAUUCAAGUUUGUAUCGUUGUACACUUAUUUUCUUCCAUUCUAUAUGUUUCGCUCAUCAUUAUCUUUAUACAAUAAGAAAUGAUUUAUGUGUAAAAGUGUAUAAUUGAAAAUAAAUAGAAAU
Messenger RNA from Heterotrigona itama, 4616 nucleotides. The record is from the annotation of a GenBank genome assembly. NCBI's taxonomy places the organism in Eukaryota, Metazoa, Arthropoda, Insecta, Hymenoptera, Apidae.